AUGGGGACUCUCAUCACAUUAUUCACAUUACCAAUCCUUUUACUCAUUUCAAUCCCACUCGUCAUUUCAGCUGGUCUGACCAUCUCUCUAGCCGUAUUCACCCUUCUUCUACAGAUAUUUGUGGUCUACUUGGAAGUGGGUGUUGCACUAGUCAUCAACUUCUUUACUCCGCCAACUUCAACCUCGACAUCGUCCUUUCUUACAUUUGCACCAUCUGAACCUCCAACACCAGCUGCUGGUAACUCCCGACGAAACUCAAACUCAACAUACAAUUUAAUCCAAUCUCGUCGUAUCAAUGAUACACUCUCGUCCUGGGGGUUUAACGGAUUCCAAGACGAUCUCUCGAAAGGCAAGAAAAAGAAAUAUGCCCGCAGCAUGGUCGAAGCUCAUCAUCUUCCCAAUGGACCAUUAUCUAUGAGCCAUACCGGUCUCCCUGUUAGUGGAGAUGAAAGACGUGAUUUUGAAGGUGUAGGCGGUUGGCGUUCAUACCCAGAUAUCUCAUCUCGAGCCUCGAAACCACGCAGUGUCCACUCGGCACAAGAAAAGCCUCUUAGCUCGAGAUCUUCAUCAUCAGCACAUAGCAUCGCUGGCGAGGUCGAUGCUGAUCCCGAUGCUGAUAUUGACGCCGAUGAACGCGCCUGGUUAUCUCUCAACCACCGUCUGGAGCUCCCAUCUCAAGUCGUGACUUUUGGAGCUAGCUCAGCACUGAACAGUCCUACACAUCUGGAUUCACUAGCUAGCUCAUACGCACUACUACCUUCUGCUUCUUCUAGUGUCUAUAAUGCACGUGCAAAUACUCAUGCAAACCUUCAACCAUCUUCAUCAGAUAGACGCAGACACCAUCAUCGUUCACAUACAACUUCUGCUCUUUCUAGUUCGGAUAUUGGGACAGGAUCUGGUCUUUCUCUCUCUUUGUCCACUAGGCCAGAUUAUUCAUCGAGUCGUCCGGUCUCUCCAUCUACAACACGACAUCAAUUUAUGACUCCACAGCCCUACUCACCUUUCCAACCUCGUUCGACUAUGUGCCCACAGCCAACUACUAGUGUAUCGCAAACCAAUAUCCACGCCGCGGCAGGAACUAGUAACAGCAGUACAAGCGCAGGUGGAGGAUAUUUUGCCCUCUCGCGGCCUGGUGCAGGUUCUGUGCCUUCUUUCUCAGUUGUGGGAAGUCCCGUUUCUAGUGGCUACACGACACCUGCAUCCGAGGAACGUGAUUCCGCAUUGCAGCUUACUCGCUUUAUCGCACAUUAUCCUACUAGUGUGAGGCAUCGAAGGCGGAGUCUUCCGGGUCCUCAUGCGAGGAGGGUCUCUAUCGGGGAGCGGUUGAGUUGA
Penicillium malachiteum is the source of this 1332-nucleotide messenger RNA. RefSeq lists its product as uncharacterized. The record is from RefSeq and is a predicted model, not a curated record. NCBI's taxonomy places the organism in Eukaryota, Fungi, Ascomycota, Eurotiomycetes, Eurotiales, Aspergillaceae. The transcript has a single exon. Bases 1 to 1332 code for a protein of 443 amino acids.